UAACCACUCUUAACUUUUGCAAUGAUCUUCUUCAAUAAUCAUCUAAAUUUCUGGCGAGAAAAAGAGUAUAUAAGAUCGAGCAACUCACAACCAUUUCAAUAGCUGCUGGUUGUUAUUCAUCUUACGACCAUCUGCUUCAAUAGUUCUCAAGAUCUCCUCUGUCGUUUUUUUGGACCAUCGCAGACUUAUACAACCGGGUAGAAAUGGGUCGUUUCACAGCGGUCGCGCUUCUCCUUGCUCAGCUGAUUGCCAUCUCACUUGCGUGUUCCAGUGGUGGUGGCGGUGGUGGUGGUUCCAACAUCCCCCGCUCUAACUCCGGUCGCCCUUUUGGUGUAGACCUAUCCCGCAACACGGAAAUGUACCCGGACUACAACUCGCGAUAUGGCACCGUUGGUCUCGGGCUUGAACAUCGCCCAAGCUCUAACUUCGACAUUAACGUGAGACCCGGAGUCGCAACAAGCGAUAUUCUCAACGGACAAUUCCGACCACAGGGCGAUGUUGAACUGCAGUACCGGCCGAAUGAUAACACCAGGUUGGGCGUUGGGGUCGGUGUUGGUCCAAAUGGUGACCCACGCGCGAACGUCGGAUUGAACAUUCGCUUCAGGCGCAGCAUCGAAAAUGAGACCGUGCACAAUAUCGACAUCAGCAGGAAACUCUUUGAAGUACUCGACCUCAACGGUGACGACCAGCUUGAUGUUAAAGAAUGGUUCGAUGACGGUGGUAAAGUCAGACCAUUUUCUGACAUGAUCGGUGAUCACGACAAUAACUCUGAUGAGAUGAUCUCGCUUGAAGAGUUCCUCGCCAUUCCUGUCGAUCCUGCUCUCAUCGCGGCCAUCGAUCAUAUGAUGAGGAGCGACCAAGACUGAAA
Messenger RNA from Strongylocentrotus purpuratus (purple sea urchin), 868 nucleotides. RefSeq lists its product as uncharacterized. The coding region runs from base 204 to 866 and encodes 220 amino acids. NCBI's taxonomy places the organism in Eukaryota, Metazoa, Echinodermata, Echinoidea, Camarodonta, Strongylocentrotidae. The transcript has 6 exons. The record is from RefSeq and is a predicted model, not a curated record.